UUAUAUACCUGUAUGGUAGGAGGACGCUUAACAAGUAAUGCUUAACUAUUGAAAUAGUAUGGCUAUUUAUAUAUUUUGAAAGACAUUAAUCUGUGUGUAUGGGGGAAAAUGGAGUUUUUAGAAAAAACGGAUUUCAUCUUGAUUGGAGACUAGCUGGUGAGAUCUGGUGCAAAUAAUUGUAAAGAUAGUUGUGAUUUUUGUUCUUUGUUUAUAUAUUGGUGCACAAAUUAAAAUGACAAGUUCAGUCAAUGGUUUUGAUGGUGGGUAUUCGGUGUUGCCACCUAUACUCAGUACCAGUAACUCUCAAGAGAACCUGGAUAUAAAUAGCAACAGUGUUGAUAAAAAUAGUAACAAUGUGGAUAAAAAUAGUAACAAUUCAGACAAGAACAAUACUAGUGAUAUAAAUAGUAACAAGACAGGAAAAGGAACUGAUGAUGGCAUAUCUUUGCCAGAGGCACCUUUUAGUUCUAUUUUGCAAAGCAGAAGGCCAACAUACUCUGAUGAAAAUAGUUUUGACAAAGAUGAAAAUGUCAGGUUGGAGGAGGAGAUCAAAUUACACCAUCUCGAACAGUUAAUGAACCGGUUCAGUAAACAUAAACCGGAUGACAUUCUCAUACAAGCUGGAACCGGAUUCUUUCCCGCCAAAACUCAGGCCCGAAUUCCGGGACGCAUGAAUCUCAAAGAAUUUAAACAGACUGUGUCAGAGGUCCUAGCUACGGAUGAGUACGAUGAUUAUCUAGAGAAAUUAUUUAUGAAGCUUGACUCUUCAGUAAGUGGUUAUGUUGACUGGAAUGAGUUUUGUACAUAUCUUCUGCUACUGUACAGAGAGAAUGAUUACAUGCGAACAAAGCGGGAAAUCCCCUUUCUUGUGGAACCGAAAAUCAGACAUAUUGUUCAGAAUAGGCAAGAACAAACAACAAAAAUAGUUGCAGUAGAUGGCCCUACAAGAUAUGUAACAGUUAGCAGGGAAGGUGCAAUAAGUGUAUGGUAUCCCAGCAUGCAGUAUGACAAAUAUUACGUAAUCAGUGACAACGAGGAGGACACCAGUCAGAAAAGAAGAUUCAAAAUGUGGGUCACAGAUGCCAUCUUUAUGCCAAACUGCCAUAAAAUAGCCAUAGCUUCCACUAGCAGGGAUAUAAGGUUCUUUGAUACUUCAACAGCUCAAUAUUUUGAAGAAUAUCAUUUAUUUGCAUUACCAGAUGUACCGUAUUGUUUUGACUACUGGUAUGACAAGAGGAAUCCUAACUCGGAAUCUCUGCUCAUCUUUGGCAACGAUACAGGGGCUAUAAAUCUUAUGUACUUUAGUAAACCAGUCACACAACUCUUUGAUAUUCCAUUCAAAAGUGAUGGUGGUGCACAUAAGAUAUUUAUGCAGAAUUUAGAUCAACAUUCGAGGUAUAUACGCCAUACAGUGAUACCGGAUGUUCAUCCGGAACUUAUACGUCAGGUGCAAUAUCUACCGGACAAUAACAUGAUUAUAUCAUCAUGUGCCAACCCGAGUAAAUCUAUGAUCAUAUCUGAUAUAAAGUGUCUUAAGAAAAGCUAUGUGUUCAAAAUUGAUAAGGGUGUAGAAUGUUUUGACUUUAGUAAGAAGUUAAAUAUUCUUGUCACUGGAAGUCUGGACCACUGUAUACGGCUUUGGAACCCGUAUGUUACAUCUAAACCAAUGGCUGUACUUGAAGGUCACGGCACAGGUGUAAUUGGUGUCAAAAUACAUGAAGGGCUUUUACAAGUGUUUAGUUAUUCAAAAGAUGCUGUUGUAAAAGUCUGGGAUAUAAAAGAACAUGCCAUAUUACAAACAGUAGUGUUAAAGUUUCCAAGCAGUAUACAUGGACGUAUGCCGGAACACGGACAGUUUCCCAUCCAUCUACAGCCCUCACCUCAGAGUUCUCUCCUUGUCACGUGCAAUGAUUAUAUAGGACUGUUGAAACUAGGUCGCACGAGUAUACCAAGAAGUGAGACAGUGAAUACUCAUGAUACACAGCUAUGUUGUGCCAUAUAUAACCCUGUGUUUAAACAAGUAGCAACAGGAUGUGACUCUUCAGUAAUUGCAUUGUGGGAUAUUGAAACAGGAAAUAAGUCUGUGGUAUUCUCCAAUGCUCAUGGGGAGGAGGAAAUCACAUGUAUGACCUUUGACACAACAUAUAGGAGGCUUUUCUCAGGGGCCAGAAAUGGGACAAUCAAGGUUUGGAACUUCCAAAAUGGUCACAAUCUACAUAAACUAGAGGCUGUAGCGGAGGCAGAGGUUACAGGAAUUAUGCCCCUUGUUGACAAGAAAGUCAUACUGUCUGUUGGCUGGAGCCGGCAGAUCACAAUCUAUGACGACUCCGAUCCUGAUAGUAUGUAUUUACAAGCUCAGAAGAACUGGAAAGGUGGUCAACUUCACAAAGAUGAUAUCUUGACCAUUGACUUUUGUCCACCUAACCUCCUAUGUACAGCAAGUUUUGAUGGUGAAAUCAUAGUGUGGGAUGUAGAAACAGAGAAAAUAUUUGUCAGGCUACGUAAAGGCCAGGUCUCAAACCUUGAAAGGUUGGAGUAUGAACGGGCUAAAAAGAUUGAGAACAUGGCAUCUCAGGCUGCUGAUGGGAGUCGACCAAGAUCUAUGAACUCUCGUCCAAACUCCCGCCAUCAGAAAUCCCAUCGGGUCGAGAGGGGAGAGACAUGGGAAGAACUCCUGUAUAGGUGUAGUCAAACAGCCCCUGUGGAUAAAGUGUUGUUUCUGAAAGGUCGGGCAACAGGUCGAAAUCUGGAGGUGUCUACAUUGAUCACCAGCGAAGGGGGUUAUAUCAGAUUUUGGUGUCUGUAUGGUGCCAGAAAUGAAAUGGGAUUUUUCUAUGCUCCUGAUUUUCCAGACGAGUCAGUUCUUGCCAUGUGUACCAACAACAACAACAGUUUGUUAGUUACAGGGGACACACAGGGGAAUGUGAAAGUAUGGGAUAUCAUGACCCAUUGUAUCAAGUUUCAGGACAGAGGGAGAAUCAAGGCUAAACCGCAGCUUGAGGCUGCGUGGCGUGCUCAUGAUGCUGCUAUAGUUAGUGUAGAGUUUGCCAAGCAUGACACCGGAGAUUAUGUUAUAACAGCCUCCACCGAUAAAACAGCCAGAAUAUGGACUCUUAGGGAAGGUCACUAUAUCGGAACACUCGGACAGAAAAAAUCAUGGAACCUCAAGGAUCAGAGUACCUGGGCACACCCAAAGACACCCUGGACAAUGAAUGAUGUCAGCUCCAAGAAGGAUACAGGGCUGUUGAGUUUCCUUCAAACCCAAGAUUUCAACCUGGAAGAUUCAAGCACAGCAUCAGAUGCUAAAAGUCAAGUAACAGAAAAUGACCUUGACCUUCCAGAAGAGGCAGUUGAAAGCAAGAAAGAGGCUUCUCCUGUUAAAAGUAGGUCACCUGAACAGGAAUCAACCAAUCAAAAUGGAGAAAACACAGAUGAGGUGGAAACAAAAAAUCAUCAUAAACAACCUCGAGAGUUACGACCUGUUGAUAAGUCAAAGAAAUACAAAGAUGAGUUGGGUCCAUUACGAGUAAAGUUUAGAUCACAAACCUUUGCAUAUAAUGCACUACGACCUGAGAGGUCAAAGACAUUCCUUGGUAUCCGAGUAGAAAAAGAGCUACAGAGAAAACAAGCAGAUAGGAAAGGUAGACGUGACAACUUUGGUGGCAUAAAAAUGAAGAAAACACAACAAUAUGGAAAAUUGUGUUCACCAUUCCAGGCAUUGUCUGUACCAAGCGUCAUGGAUAUAAAGAUUCCAGAGAACAUGCCUCUAAGUUCUAGAAUGAUCAACAAAGGUUAUACAUCACUAAAUCUAACUGAAGACAAACUGAUGAACAUGGAUUUUAGUUAUGGUGGACGAGAAACACCACCUGGUGAGCAAGGGGAGGCAGUAACCAGAAAAAACGUUGGUGGUAGUAGAGUGAGCAUGAGGGACGAUAAAUCACGGAACUCUGUGAGGAGCACACCCAAAAUAUAUGCUCCUGUGUUUAAAAAACAUCAUACUGUUGCUUAAAUAUAGUUUUGUUUUGUUGUAUGGAUUGUUAAAGUUGAUUUUUGAAAUAACAAAACCAAAUCUGCUUAUAUCACAAAUAAAUAGUGUAUAGAUAAUUCAUGAGCUCUAUUAAUUAUAUACUUAUUCACUUUUUGAUGUUAUUUUCUAUUAUCAUUUUAAAUUGAUAAAGCAAUGUCAUAACAUUAUUAUUGUUAUAUAAAUUGAAAAUGCUUUAACAGAUCAGUUAUACCUUUUUAAGAAUUAAUUAUUCUUUCUGAUACAAUGCAAAUAUAAAUUCUUUGUGGCAUUUUUUCGAUAUAAUGUACUGUAAGUAUUUAUCUAGAAAUGUGUUAUUUACUUGAAUUUCACAAGUGGAGGGUUGAUUGCAAAACUGCUGUAAGUCCUUCUUUAUUUCAUAUAAGUUACUGCAGUUUUGCAGUCAACCCUUACUGUAAUCGUAUACUGCUAGUUUUGACAACAUCUUACUCAUAAUCAUAGGUAUUGGACAAAAGUUUAUUUCUGUUUUAGACUUGUAAAAUGCAGAUUAGUGCAAAUUGGUUUUUCAAAAUGGCUAAGUUUCAUGUAUUAGAAAACUACAAAUUUUAUUAACAAUCGUUUUGCAGUACUAAUGAAAGAAGAUCAGAUCUCAAUUUCAAUAGAUUAAAUGUUUUGAAAUGGUAGUGUAUGUCUUGCUUUGUUCGUAUUCCUAGAACAAAUUAAUUUUUGUGUCGCCUCUACGGAGUAGUGGCGACAUAUAGGGAUCACUUCUCCGUCGUCUGUCUGUCCGUCUGUCCGUCCGUCACAAAUCUUGUCCAGACUACUCCUCAUAAACUACUGGUGCAAUGUCAUCCAAACUUUACAGGAAUGAUCAGUACCAAGUCUAGUUGUGCAUAUUGUCAGCAUUUUCCAGUUCAAUGAUUUUUGUCAGAGUUAUGGACCUUUAAUAAUUUUUAAUUUUAAAGUUUGUCCGGACUACUUCUCUUAUACCACUAAUGCAAUUUCAAUGAAACUUUACAGGAUUGAUCUGUAGCUCAAGUCCUUGCGCAUAUUGCACGGGUUUUCCGGUUGAAUGAUUUUUGGCCGAGUUAUGGCCCUUUGAUAAAAAGGUUUCUUUUUCUGUGUGUUGCCAGAUACACAAAAGCUUGUCCGGACUACUCCUCAUAAACUACUGGUGCAAUUUCAUCCAAACUUUACAGGAAUGAUCAGUACCAAGUCUAGUUGUGCAUAUUGUCAGCAUUUUCCGGUUCAAUGAUUUUUGUUUGAGUUAUGGCCCUUUAAUAAUUUUUAUUUUUAAAGUUUGUCCGGACUACUUCUCUUAUACCACUAAUGCAAUUUCAAUGAAACUUUUUAGAAUUGAUCUGUAGCUCAAGUCCUUGCGCAUAUUGCACGGGUUUUCCGGUUGAAUGAUUUUUGGCCAAGUUAUGGCCCUUCGAUAAAAAGGUGUUUUUUUCUGUGUGUUGCCAGAUACGCAAAAGCUUGUCCGGACUACUCCUCAUAAACUACUGGUGCAAUUUUAUCCAAACUUUACAGGAAUGAUCAGUACCAAGUCUAGUUGUGCACUGUCCGUCUGUCUGUCCGUCUGUAACAAAAUUUGUCCCAACAUGAAAUUGGCCAUCAUGAGGCGACACAUGUGAUUACUGAUCGCUCUUGUUAAAAAUGCCAUUGCAAUUGACUGUUUUUGAUUACUGAUAUAUAUAAAGAUGGUUAUACUAUGAUCAAAUACCUUUAAAUAUCUGUGAUUUCAUUCAUUAAAUUGUAACAUAUACUCGUAUACGAGGAAUAUAUUUUACAUAAUGGUACAUUUAUGUUCAUGCAAGUAUUUCUAAUGCGAUGAUGAAUGAGGAACAGGCCAGGCCUCAAGAAUAUAAAACUUUGCCUUCAGUUCUGUCUCAAAUCUCAUAAUUUUCAUUGGUCAAUGAACAUUCUGUGGCAAAUUCCGACCAAACAAAUGCCUGAGAUCUGUGUUUGAGCUAUGAGAUUUUUUUUAUAACAUCAAACCUGGAGGUUAUAAAUCUUUUCUCAAAUCUCAGGAUUUCCAUUGAUCAGUGAACAUUCUAUGGCAGUUUCUGACCAAUCAAAUACAUUAAAUCUGAGUUUGACCUCAGAUUAUUUCUUUAUGACCUUGGACUCAGGAUGUUUACAUAAGGACUUAUUGCUCGACUCUUAGUAAGACUUAGUAAGCUUAUGUUUUUUUUUACACACUUAUAUUCAUAAUAUAAAUAUGUAUAAAGGUUUGUAAAUUUGAUUUGGGAUAGUGAAUAUCGCUAUCUCAUCCUCAAAUACUUUUCAAGGACAAACUGAUUGCGGUGUAAUAAGGGAAAACGUGCUUAUAGUUACACUUGUUGUUCUUGAACCUAACCACUAAGGUUGUCAUGAUUGAAUAUUCGAGAUAUCUUACUUCUCAUUGAUAUUUGCUCCAUGUUUUCUGUGAUUAAAGAUAACAAUGUUUGUGUAUACAUUAUAUUAAGAUUUGAAACAUUGAAAUUAAAAAUGUUGUUUAAAUGUGUAACACCUUAUUGUUUUGCAAAUCAAACUGCUUCCUUUUGUCUUUCAUCAUUUAUAAGUGUGAUAAAGUCCUGUGAUUGAAUAACUGUUUAGAAAUGUUUUCUAUGUUAAAUAAAGUGCUAAAACAAAAA
This is a messenger RNA of Ruditapes philippinarum (Manila clam), 6624 nucleotides long. RefSeq names its product WD repeat-containing protein 49-like. The record is from RefSeq and is a predicted model, not a curated record. Lineage: Eukaryota; Metazoa; Mollusca; Bivalvia; Venerida; Veneridae. Gene Ontology annotation, molecular function: protein binding; calcium ion binding. The coding region runs from base 233 to 4009 and encodes 1258 amino acids. The transcript is spliced from 25 exons.